ACGUUUUCAUGUGACGUCACACGACUGACAUUCUUCUCUGUUCGAACAGGUCGCUCACCAAAUUCGUGGAACAACAAACUUGUGCCACGUCAGGACUUCCUUUCUAGCUAACUAACGCAUAUGACAGCUUUUUAGGGUAAACUGCAUACGACUUUUGGCACUCGGUGAGCUUUACCGAAUACAUUGCUCGCAUGUUUUGGACGAAUCAAAAGUCAGUAUUGGCUAGUGUUAGCUGGAUGUGCGUGUGUCAGCUGUCUCUCCUAAACAGACGCGAGCUACAUUUUGAGGCCAUUUGACUUGUUAAAAUGGAGAACAAAUAUAACCUCAAGAGCCCAGCUGUAAAGAGGCUGAUGAAGGAGGCUGCUGAACUGAGGGACCCCACAGAGCACUACCACGCCCAGCCACUGGAGGAUAAUCUGUUUGAGUGGCACUUCUCCGUCCGCGGACCCCCAGACUCAGAUUUCGACGGUGGGGUUUACCACGGCAGGAUCGUGCUGCCCCCGGAAUACCCCAUGAAGCCCCCCAGCAUCAUUCUACUCACACCCAAUGGGAGAUUCGAGGUGGGGAAGAAGAUCUGUCUGAGCAUCUCCGGCCACCACCCAGAGACAUGGCAGCCAUCUUGGAGCAUCAGAACGGCACUAAUAGCUAUAAUCGGAUUCAUGCCAACCAAAGGAGAGGGUGCAAUCGGAUCUCUUGAUUAUACCCCAGAGGAGAGGAGAGCCCUUGCCAAAAAAUCCCAGGACUUCUGCUGUGAGACUUGUGGUUGCUCCAUGCACUUAGCCCUCCUGUCUCCCUCCCCCACAAACCCCAGCCCAGAGGACCAAGAAGACCAAGAGCUUGCCCAGCAGAUCAACUUCAAGGCAGAGUCCAGGCAGGGCAGUGAGAGCACAGGGGCAGAGAGUGAGCCCCCCACAGAACCCCAGGGAGAGACAUCCUCCUCGGGGAGACAGGAGGAAGAGGAGAACGCCCAGGCUGAGCAGGCCGAGGCGGCUCCACCUCCCAGUGAGGAGGAGACGAGUCCACCAGCCUCCAGCACCCACCAGCGCCGGGCCCAGCAGCAACAGAGAGACCAGAUAGAGCCCCCCAGCAGACCCACUUUCCCCCACACCGCCGCCCCCCACCCUCCUCAGGACACCAGCCAUACGGGCUCUGUGGUGCUCAUCGUGGUGCUCGCCCUGCUCCUGGCUGCCCUCAUCUUCCGCAGGGUCUACCUGACCAACGAGUACAAGUUUGACUACGAGCUGUGACAAAACUAACCUUAACCUCCCCAGCCCCACCACCCCCCCUGAGUCGAGUGAGUCAACCGCCCCUCCUAUCACCUGACCUGACACCCUAGCUGGCAACAAACUGACUUUCUCUUUACCGUGGGCUUCAAAGAGGGCUUGGUUUACAAUGAGGGUAACUUUCAUUCCUGUGGAGGAUGGGGUUGACUCACCACCACAACACCUCCCAAGGUGUCUUCUAUUACUUUGAAUUGACUCUAGAGUGUACUACAUUUUUUAGAAUGGGAGUAUUGUAUCUAAACCUCCCCAGAGGAGAGACACUAUCAGACCUGGGUUCAAAUACUAUUUAAAAUCUUUCAAAUACUUUGUUUUUGCUCUAGCCUGCCUGGGAUGCCAGUUGUUUUUUGUUUUGGAAUUAUUAUAUUGGGACAUGUAGCCAGGCAAGCUCAAGCAACCACAUAUAAAGUAUGUGAAAUUAUUUCAAAUAAUAUUUGAACCCAGGUCUGCUCUAGCUCUCCUUUUUAAUUUGUCAGGCAUCUGUUUAUCAUAGGAAUUGCUGAUUUGCUCUCAAUAUUUAAACAAGACAAUACUGUCAUAUAACAUGUAAACAAUGAAGGCUAUUAAAUUGUUUGUCUCAAAAUUAUUAUUUAAUUGUGCAAAGGGAAGCAAUAUGAUUAACAUUUUGUAUACGGAUAAGAUGCUAACAAUUUCUGCUCAACUGUUAUGUUGUUUACAUAUCUGACUGCCUAGCCAAUGCUCUGGCUGUUCCUACUUUGCAAUAGCAGAUACAACCUAGCUAGUAUACAUACUCUGUCAAUCUUAUAGCCUGAGUGCCAGUCUGUUUCUGCUCUCUUGCCAACUCCUUGUCACUCAAUUUCAUGAGCUUAAAGGAAAGGGAGAUUUUAAGAGACUGUACGACUAUAGCCUAUCUUUUUAAGUCCUCAAAAGAAAUAGGAUUGGGAACUAAUGCAGAGGUUUUAAUGUUGUGUGCACAUUUUACUUCAGAGCAAAUCAAAUGACCAGAAUAGGGCCUCUCUAAGUUUGAAACAUGUAAGACAGCUUGAUUCAUGUCUCAAGAUGUAAUUUAGACAUAUAUCCAUCUCUUCAGACUGUAUUUGAACCAUGCAUACAGUAGGUUUGAACAUUGUAUCAGAAAAUAAAUGCCUUGGAAUUUU
This is a messenger RNA of Oncorhynchus gorbuscha (pink salmon), 2398 nucleotides long. It is a transcript of the gene ube2j1, whose product is annotated as ubiquitin-conjugating enzyme E2, J1. The transcript has 8 exons. The record is from RefSeq and is a predicted model, not a curated record. The coding region runs from base 306 to 1247 and encodes 313 amino acids. Lineage: Eukaryota; Metazoa; Chordata; Actinopteri; Salmoniformes; Salmonidae.